Pieris macdunnoughi is the source of this 2262-nucleotide messenger RNA. The record is from the annotation of a GenBank genome assembly. NCBI's taxonomy places the organism in Eukaryota, Metazoa, Arthropoda, Insecta, Lepidoptera, Pieridae.
AUGGAACACCCGGCAUUUGCUGAAGCGGGAGCGGGACCGGGCUUGGAGAUAUGGACCAUAGACAAAUUCGAACCUGUUUUGAUUGAGCGCACAAAAUAUGGAAAAUUCUACAAUGGAGAUGCUUACAUCGUGUUAAAGACAUCUGGCGACAACACUUCAACGUUAAACUACGAUGCUCACUUCUGGCUUGGCGUCAAUGCCACUCAGGACAAGUGUGGGGCCGCUGCCAUUCUUACAGUGACCCUGGAUGACCAGCUCGGCGGUCGAGCGAUUCAGCAUAGAGAGGUCCAGGGGCAUGAGUCCAGUCAAUUUGUGGGGUAUUUUAAACCCGCUAUCAGAUAUCUUGAAGGUGGCAACGAGUCAGGCUUCAAUGAAGUGGAGAUCAACGCGGGCGCAGAAAAGAGAUUACUCAAGUUGUCAGGCUGCGAAAAUAUGAGGAUCGCAGAGGUACCAGCCGACGUCUCAUCAUUGACUAGAGACAACUGCUUCAUUCUGGAAGUGGAACAUGAUAUCUAUGUGCUGGUUCCCGAAGGAGCACGUGCUACCCAGAGACGAAAGAUCAUAAGUGUCGCUAAUAACCUGAGAGAUGAGGAGCAUAAUGGACGGGCCACUAUUGAAAUUAUUGAUGAGUUCUCUUCAAGUUCAGACUACGACCAGUUCUUCGACGCCCUCGGUUCUGGUUCUCUUGAUGAUCUUGUUGAUGAAGACACAGAAUCUAUUGUUGCCUACACAAGAGACAGCGUAUCUUCUGUUUACUUAUACAAGGUGCUCUAUGAUGAAGAUAUAGAGCUGGAUGCACUUAGGAAACCCUUCAAACAAAAUCAGCUUGAAUCUGAUGGAAUCUUCAUAUUGGACACUCCAGACGCGGGCGUAUUUAUUUGGCUUGGACGCGAUGUGGACAUCGAAGUUAGGAGGAACUACAACGAUAUAGCACAAAAGUAUCUUGAUGUUAAGGAGUAUCCUUCGUGGUUGAAUGUAACUCGUAUCUCCGAGGGUGUAGAAAGCAACACCUUCAAACAGUACUUCCACAGCUGGCAGACCAUAUCCUCCUCAUCAUCAGUCAGGGCCAGGAUUUCAGAGUUCGAUGCUGGGUACUUCUCAAGUGACGCUGAUGAAUCAGCAAAUGCUGCAAAAUAUAUCGGGAAGAGCGCCACCGCUCGCGGAUACAUGCCGGACGAUGGAAGUGGACAAGUGACCAUCUUUAGAGCAUCAGAAGAGCCCGAGGACCUAACAGAACAGUUGGCAGAGUUCUCAGUUCUAUACCAGAACGAUGUCUAUGUUGUUGUGUAUGAGUAUGAAGGAGAUGGGCAAACACAUGUCAUCUAUUUGUGGAUUGGUGAAAAUGCAACUUCCGAAAGCAAAUUAGCUGGAAUCGAUUUAGUGUCAAAACUGGAAGAAGAUUUAGAUGGAGAGGUCAACGUUGUGAGAGUCCCACAGGGGAAAGAGACAAAACAUUUCUUAAAGAUAUUGAAAGGAAAAGUAGCCAUUUUGUAUGGCAACAAAGAUGAAGAAUAUAAACCAGACAAUUUCAACAAUUCAUACGACGACGAUGGCUUGCGACUCUUCAGGGUGGAAGGGGCUGACUUUGACGACAUGAGAAUAAUUCAAGUGCGCGAAAGUGAAAAAUCGUUGCAAGAUGACGCCGUCUUUAUUUUUGAGACGUCAUCCGCGAUUUAUGUCUGGAAUGGAAAGGAAUCAAAUGAAAGCGAACAAGAAGUAGCUUUGGAAUUCACCAAACAAGUUGUGAAAGAUGAGAGAGAGGUGACUCCUGUUAACCAGGGCGAGGAACCUGAGGAGUUCUGGGAGGCUCUUGGUGGCGCGCCUGAAGAGCUGGAAAGCAGGUCUGGUUGGCAACAGGCAUUAAGCCGCCGGGUGACAACACCUAUGACUCUUACUGCUGUCACGGUCUCCACUUCAGGAAGGGUGAAAUUGGAAGAACUACCGCCUGACUUUACUCAAAAGGACUUGUCCGAUGACGGAGUGUACAUAUUAGAUGGCGGUGAAGAGUUAUACAUGUGGAGAGGAAACAAGAUACCCGUGAGAGCGAGACUCGCCAAGGAUAAGAUAAUUGAGAAAUACAUCUCUGACGACGGCUUGGAACGCACAGUGGACUCGGCCAUUGUGGUAACUGUGAAGCAAGGACGGGAGCCUGAUAACUUCAAGAAGCACUUCCCAGAGUGGGAAGACGAUAUGUGGGAGAACCAGAUAUCCUACGAAGACUUGAAGAACCAAACCAAAUCUGCAAAUUCUAGGGAAGAAUAA